Ziziphus jujuba (common jujube) is the source of this 1372-nucleotide messenger RNA. RefSeq names its product protein NEN4. NCBI's taxonomy places the organism in Eukaryota, Viridiplantae, Streptophyta, Magnoliopsida, Rosales, Rhamnaceae. The record is from RefSeq and is a predicted model, not a curated record. The transcript is spliced from 5 exons. The coding region runs from base 41 to 898 and encodes 285 amino acids. Gene Ontology annotation, molecular function: nucleic acid binding; 3'-5' exonuclease activity.
CCCAAAACGGGAAAACAUCAUAAAACUUCAAACAACAACAAUGGAGGCUUCUACCUCACGCAAAGAAAGCAAUGCAGAGAUUGUGUUCUUUGACUUGGAAACAACAGUACCCAAUAGAACCGGACAAAGGUUCUGGGUAUUAGAAUUCGGUGCAAUUGUAGUUUGUCCAAGAAAGCUUGUUGAGUUGGAGAGCUUUAGCACCCUGAUAAGGCCAGAGGACUUGUCAGCCGUGGGAUUAAGGUCCCGUCGAUGCGAUGGGAUAACUCGGGAGAGUGUUGAAAAUGCACCUUCUUUUGAAGGAGUUGCUGAUAAGAUAUUCAGCAUUUUGAACGGCAGGAUUUGGGCAGGCCAUAACAUUCAAAGAUUCGACUGUGUAAGGAUUAAGGAAGCCUUCUCCGAUAUCGGUAGACCUGCCCCUGAACCACUUGGGAUGAUUGAUUCUUUAGGGGUUCUGUCUGAUAAAUUUGGUAAACGAGCCGGUAAUAUGAAGAUGGCAACAUUGGCUACUUAUUUUGAGCUUGGGCAGCAAAAACAUAGAAGCCUUGAUGAUGUUCGGAUGAAUCUGGAGGUUCUCAAGCACUGUGCAACGGUGCUAUUUCUUGAAUCUAGCCUCCCUAGGUUGUUGAACACCGCCGACUGGCGAGCCUCAUCUUCCACGACAAUCAUGACACGGAGUAGAAGCAAUAAUAAUGGAAAAUUGGCGUGCAGAGAAGAAACAACAAUUAACAGGAAAUCCCCACAAAAUUCAGUUAACAUUAAUGGAUAUCAGAGAUCAGUUCCUUAUGCGAGGGCAAGUGUGGGAAAGAUGACAGAAAGAGUAAAGGAUAUAUUAUGUAAAGCCCAUGGGAGUCGGCCUCUUAACAACUUGCUCAAGCAUUCUCAUUCAUUGCUUCGCUGAGACCAAACCAAUAGAGAUAUUGGCCUGUCCAAAUGAGAAAGUGGGAACCAUAUAAUAUGCAUGAGAGAUUCACAUCAACCUUUGUGUGGCACAGAAAUUCAUUAAGCAACAAUAUUACGUACGCUGAAGGUGUCUAUAUAUAUAAAACUUUCUGCCUGCAAUGCAUCAAGACACAGACACGUUUGGGAAGCUACUUUGGUUUCUCUGAGAGCAUGCGCUAUGGCAAAGGAUAUAAAGGAUUAGGAACGUGGAGUAGAUGCCUAGUCCAAUGAAAUAUGAUAAAAAAAAUUUAGAGAAAGAUGAGCAGAGCGGAUCUAGAAGUUUGUAUUUCUACAUAUUGGUUAUUUAAUUAAUUAAUAUUUGUUCAUUUGUUUUUCGUUAAUUUGGAAAAGGAUUUGUAAAUUAUCUGGAUGCUGCCUCAUUUUCCGCUUGUAGAUACUGAAAUGAUAAAUUAUUGAUAAUUGUUAGAAUGAA